UAUUCAAAUACAAACCCACACUCCUCUCUUCAUAGCAAGUAGCUCAGUGUCCAACCAAAAACCUCUCUCUCUCUCUCUCUCUCUCUCUCUCUCUCUCUCUCUCCCCCAAACAAUGCCAAACACAACCCAUGCCCUAAAAUCCGGCACCCAGUCACCGGAUUCCGGCGACUCCCCCCACAAUUUCUCUCUCCCCAACAGCAAACCCCUAUGGAAACUCGUUGGAUUCCGGCAAAACCGCUGCCCCUCCUUCAUAAUCUGCCUUCAAAUCCACCACAUAAGAGGCCUCCCUUCUUCCAUCGAAGGCCUCAAACUCACUGUCAAUUGGGGAAGAAGCAGAAACUCCCCUCUAGAAAAGACCCAUCCAAUCUCUGUAGUCCAUGGAGUUGCUGAGUUUGACGAAGUUUUCCUUCAUUACUCCGACUUCUCCGACGAAUUAAGCAAUUUUUGGUUGUGGGUUUUAUCUGAUGAUUCAAAGGGGUGUGAGAUUGUUGGGGCUUUUGAGUUGGACUUGAGUGAGCUGGUUUUGGAGGCUGUGAUGGCGGGAAACUUGAAUUCAAAUUUUCGACAGUCGAGAUUUGGCGGGAAGACAAUGAGGUUUGGGCUUUGUGGGGUGGCGGGUGGCGGAACACUAAGUGCAAGCUUCUAUUGCAGAGUGGUUGAAGGGGAAGGUGGUAAACAUACCAUGGCGCUUAACAAGUACAUCAAGUAUAAGAAGAAGAAAGGCAAUUGUUGUUCUUGCAUACCCAACUUCAACCAGAGGAGGAAGUCGCCGCCAUUGAUCGGUGGGCCAUGUCGUGUCACCUCUCUUGAUUCAGAUCCUGACUACAUCACGAUCGAGAAUUCCCCCGAACCCACCUUUGUUCUAAUUGAGAAAAGCCUCAACAAGAUGAAAUUGAAGAACAAGAAACUUGAGAAUGAAGAAUUGGAAAAGUCAUUUAAUGAAGUUGCUUUAGAAGGGGCUAAGAGUCCAUGUUUGCUUGUGGGUACUUCUUCUAAUGCUGAGAUUGAAAUUGGCAAGGUUGAGGAUGAGUUCUUGAGAAUGCUUGAUGAGAACAAUAGUGAAAGUUUUGAAAAGAAGGGGAAAGAGAAUGUGGGCUUUGAUUUGGACUUAGAUUUAGACUUGGAUUGCAUAAUGAAGGCAGCUGAGAUGGAGAUUGUAAAGGCAAUUCAAGCUUGCAAGAGUAAGAUAGAGGGAACCAUGGUAGAGAAAGCUGAGUGUGAGGAGUUGAUGAAGAGAUGGGGAUUAGAUGAAAGUGCCUUCCAAAUUGGUCCUCCACAGGAGUCAUGUAUUGGGUUUGGAAGCCCAAUUUGAAAUAAGUGUGGGUUACCAAAAUGCUUAGGGCUUGUUUGGCUCCAUGGAUUAACAAACCUAGGUGUUAAAUUAAAACUCUAUUAUGUCAAACCUUGGUUAUGUUAAAACCUGGUUAAUGUUGUGGAAAUUGUGUUGUAGCCUUGUAGGCAUCAA
This is a messenger RNA of Amborella trichopoda, 1465 nucleotides long. RefSeq lists its product as hypothetical. NCBI's taxonomy places the organism in Eukaryota, Viridiplantae, Streptophyta, Magnoliopsida, Amborellales, Amborellaceae. The record is from RefSeq and is a predicted model, not a curated record.